AUGGUCACCCCUGAAUAUAUUGCUUUCUAUGUCUGUGCAAUACUUGUUGUGAUAAUAACUGUGUUUGGCAACCUGCUUAUCAUCAUAUCUGUGUGUCACUUCAGGCAACUGCACUCACCGACUAAUGUCCUUAUCCUCUCCUUGGCUGUGGCUGACUUUAUGGUGGGACUGUUUGUCAUGCCUUUUGGGUUUAUUUGGAUGACAGAGGGAUGUUGGUUCUUUGGCGUUUCAAUGUGUGCAUUUCUGAACUUUUUCGCAUUCCAGCUGACAACGUGUUCCGUGCAUAACGUUGCUCUGAUUGCCGUGGACAGAUACCUGGCUCUCAGCAAUCCCUUUAUGUACACCAAACAGAUAACCGUCAGAAUCGCCGUCAUUGUUGCCUUAAUCACCUGGUUGGUGUCUGUAGGCUAUAACUCCUCUCUGUUGUACUACAAUGGGUUUUUCACCACCUCGCUCGCACUGUGCCCUAGCGAGUGCCCUGUGUUAGUGAGCGAGGCAUGGUCUUGGGUCGAUUUUGCCGUCGUGUUUGCCAUACCGUGCUCCAUCAUGUUUGUGUUGUACCUGAAAAUCUUUGCCAUUGCUAGAAAACAUGCCAUGGCCAUCAGGGCAGCUAACAGUCAGGGUAAACCGUCAAACGCCAAGCAGGACAAUAUCCCCAAAAAGUCUGAGAGGAAAGCUGCCAUGGUGCUGGGGAUACUGGUGUUUGUCUUCCUGUUGUGUGUGUUGCCGUACUACAUUGCCAGUGUCAUGGCCGAGUUUAUCUACAGUGAUAUCUUUGAAGACAUUUUAAAUUACACGUCUCUUAUACUGUACCUCAACUCGUUAUGUAAUCCAAUUAUUUAUGCUCUGUUCUAUCCAUGGUUUCAGAAAAGCACAAAGCUGAUUUUAACAUGUCGUAUAUGUACCACAGACUCUUCCCUGAUGCAAGUGAAAUAA
Molecule: messenger RNA, 936 nt
Organism: Engraulis encrasicolus (European anchovy)
Lineage: Eukaryota; Metazoa; Chordata; Actinopteri; Clupeiformes; Engraulidae
Product: trace amine-associated receptor 13c-like
Exons: 1
Coding region: 1-936 (311 amino acids)
Biological process (GO): G protein-coupled receptor signaling pathway
Cellular component (GO): membrane
Molecular function (GO): trace-amine receptor activity
Source: RefSeq, a predicted model, not a curated record